Toxorhynchites rutilus septentrionalis is the source of this 1621-nucleotide messenger RNA. Its product is annotated as gustatory receptor for sugar taste 64a-like. The transcript has 8 exons. Gene Ontology annotation, cellular component: membrane. Gene Ontology annotation, molecular function: sweet taste receptor activity. The coding region runs from base 1 to 1311 and encodes 436 amino acids. Lineage: Eukaryota; Metazoa; Arthropoda; Insecta; Diptera; Culicidae. The record is from RefSeq and is a predicted model, not a curated record. Gene Ontology annotation, biological process: sensory perception of sweet taste; detection of chemical stimulus involved in sensory perception of taste.
AUGUUCGCAAAAGUUGUUAGGAAAAUUCUUAUCCUUGAAUCCGACCUGGAUAACACACACGACACAUUUCAUCGAGCCAUUAGACCUUUCAUAGUCGUGGGUCAGCUUUUUGGAAUUUUCCCCAUCGCCGGAAUAUUUAGCAACAAUGCUCGCCAUGUUCGGGUGGAUUGGUUUUCUGUUCGUGUGAUUCUUAACCUGGUGAUCAUCGGGGCCGGAUCAUUCAACAUGAUAACCGAAAUUCAGCGGCUGCGAACGAUCGGAAUUAGUGCGAAGAACAUCAACCACCUAGUGUUUCUCAUUGAUGCCUGCCUAAUCAGCACGCUUUUCCUACGCAUGGCCACCCAGUGGCAGAGGGUGGCAAUCAAGUGGAGUCAGGUGGACAAGAUUUUCCUGAGCGAAUCGUACCGAAUAUGUUCAUGGUGGACAUUGAAGCGCAAAAUAUGGUUUACCGCUGGCCUUCUGCUGCUGCUUGCAUGCGGUGAACACAUACUCUCGAUUGUGAAUACUUUAAGCGAUCAACAGCACGAAAUACGACACUGCGGUUGGGAACAGAAUGUAACCGAUAUGUUCCGGCACUUCGCAUUGCGGAAAUUUGCUAACGUGUAUUCGUAUUUUCCAUACAGUUCAUAUUCCGCAGGGUUUUUUAUGUUUGUUUCUUCUGCACUGACACUGUACUGGAACUAUCUGGACAUCUUCAUCAUUUUGUUAAGCAUUGCAAUCGCGACCCGUUUCAACCAGAUCCAUAAACACAUACAAACCAUCGCCCAAGGUGUCUUUGCUUCGAACGAGCAAUUUUGGAUCCGGGUUCGUUCAGACUACGUCUCCGUUUGCGAGCUGCUGGACGAGGUGGACCGGGUGGUAUCCUGGAUCAUGCUAAUAUCCUGUGCUACCAAUCUGUACUUUAUCUGUCUGCAGAUUCUCAACGUUUCGCAGAAGCUACGCUACGUGAUGAACGAUGUUUACUACUGUUUUUCGCUGCUCUUCCUAAUCGGACGCACCGUGACGAUGUUUCUGUGUGCCGCUAGCAUCCACGAGGCAGCCAAAAAGCCACUCGAUGUCGUGACGAAAAUUCCAAACUCCGGAUGGUGUGUGGAGCUAGACCGAUUUGCCACCCAGCUGAAAAGCGAAACCGUUGCACUGUCCGGAAUGGGAUUUUUUCAUAUUACUCGACAGCUCUUAUUUUCCAUGGCGGGAACAAUCGUUACCUACGAGCUGGUGAUGCUAAAAUUUGAUAGGCAAUCCGAAGGCAAAGGGUACAUCCGCCCUUGUUCAUUUUUCGAAAUCGAGAAGAAAUGGUUAACCGGAAAGUAAUUGACAACACCGUUUCAUUAGCACAGCAGCCUGUCUUGAAUAGAGAUAAUAAAGAUUAAUUUGUGGUUAAACCUUCGUCCGACGAUGAAGAAGAUGAUCAUGGUGAUGAAAAAAAAACACAACAAGACCGGUUUUGAAGGCAAUGCGUGCCUUCUGUAGCAUCGAAUGACCUCACUAUAACCGCACUAAACACUUCGAUUGGCCAUACGACACAGAGGCACAACACACUAACGCAAGCACAGACGUAUUUGCAUUCAUCCCUGCCGAGAACCACCUAAUCAACGAAUUGUUACAACAAACACAGUGUGAA